Sus scrofa (pig) is the source of this 6708-nucleotide messenger RNA. RefSeq names its product zinc finger protein 70 (gene ZNF70). Gene Ontology annotation, molecular function: RNA polymerase II cis-regulatory region sequence-specific DNA binding; DNA-binding transcription factor activity. Lineage: Eukaryota; Metazoa; Chordata; Mammalia; Artiodactyla; Suidae. Gene Ontology annotation, biological process: regulation of transcription by RNA polymerase II. The record is from RefSeq and is a predicted model, not a curated record.
GCUGGAGUGAGAGAAAAAGGAACCAGCCCUUGCAGGUCCUGGCUCUGCAUGGCUGCUUGUGGUCCAACGCUCACAGGGUGACUGGACUGGGUCCUGUCGAUUUAAAAAACAUGCACAACCUAAAAGUUGAGAGUUCAGUUUUAUUUGGGGCUAAAUGAGGACUAUAGUCAGACAGGCAGCAUUUCAGAUAGCUCUGAGAAACUGCUCCAAAGAGGCGAGGGGGAAGGUCAGUAUAUGUGUGAUUUUGGUGAAGGGGGAGGUACAUGCAAUCAAGCACGCGUUUUACAGAAGGUCGCUGCUGGUCUCCUGAAGGUUAUUAUUGCUAGUCACGAGGAGCAGAUGUCACCACGAAGAAUUUUAGUGCUUUUCUAGAUACGAGGAGAUGCAAAAACUGGGCUCAUAAAGUCUGAAAAUAUCUAACUAUCUGAAGGUUUGUUCUACUAGUUUUCUCAGAGCACGUAGUGCCUCCCUCCUGAUCACCCUGGGCUUCUCUCAGAGGGGUGUUGAGGGUCCGCAGCUGCAGUGGCUCAUGAUUCAGUCUGUAGAAGUAAACGGCAAAUGCCAGUUUCCAGUCUACAGUCCCCAUUGAGCCCAGGCUCCCAGCUUAGGCGAGGUAGCCCCUACCUAUGCCUGGGUGGGGCUGGGAGGCGGUGUGAGUCGAGGGUGGGGGGCACUCAGAGGCACCUGAGGGCCAGGAUGGAACGUGCUGAAGGCCGGUGGGCAGAUGGCAGGGGCCCUCCACUGGGACCGUGUGUUCUAGCGGUUUCCUGUGAUAGGGCCCUGGCCCCUAGGGAGGCUCUCCCUCAGCGGGCAGUCUGCACCUGAGCACUGGUGGGCGGGGAGGGUGAAAGGGGCAAGUCUUGCCAUCAGAAGCAGAACUGAGCUCUGGGAGUGGGUGGGGGCGGAAGAACACACCCCUCUUCCCUCCCCAUUCUCCUAAGAGGCGCCGCCUGAACGGAGAUCAUCCCUCAGAUGCACUGAGUUAAGGUCUCGGGGGUCCAGAGAGGGUCCCGCCUAGGCUCCCAGCCAUCUCCUGGACUCUCACCGGGUCCUUCUCAUCUGUCUCUGUGGGUACGGGGUGGGCUGGCAGGAACAGGACUCCCCACGAAAGGAGGAUGAACCCCAGCAGGACCCCGGCCCUGUGCGAGGUGACGGGCUCCGCAGCCCUGGGACGCCUGCCCUUCUUCCGGGGACACCAGGCGCCCCAAGGCCUCUGGCCGGCCCCACCGCCAGGGCAGGUGCCUGGGAGCCGGCUGCCCCUCCCGGCCUAUUUCCUCCCCUGCGUUCCCGCCAAGGGCUGCCCAGCCUGGAGGUGCCGGGAAGCCGCCCGGAGCCCCCGCGCUGCGGCGAACCGUCCCGGCGCGCUACGCGGUGGGACCAGCGAGACGCGGGCCUCCGCGAUGCCUAGAGCGGUCCCGGAAGUGCCGCGGGCAGGGGCGGGGCUCGGGCGCUCGGGCCGCCGCGGGUUUAGAGUCAGCAGCCGCAGCCGAGCGAGGCCACGGCCGCGGGCAGGAGCUGCUCGGGUGCGGCCCCGCCCCGCCCGCCCGCGGCCCCGCCCCCGCCAGGUGAGCGGCCCCGCCCCGGCCAGGUGAGCGUACCCGCCCGGGCCCAGACCGUGAGAGCAGUAAGUGUGUCCCAAAGAAAUACGGUCCCUGGGGUGAGCCAGGACUCACCAUGGAGCUCCCCCCAGCAGCCAAGCUAGGGGAGGCCUUUGUGUUUGAGGAUGGGUUGGAGAUGCAGCCAAACCUCUUCUCAGAUGAGGACCUGGGGGACUCUUUUCUUCAGGAAAGGGGCUUAGAGCAGAUGGCUGUGAUCUACAAGGAGAUCCCUCUUGGGGAGCAAGACGAGGAGCCCAACGAUUAUGAGGGGAACUUCAGUCUGUGCUCCAGCCCUGUUCAGCAUCAGAGCCUACCCCCAGGAGACAGACCCCCGGACGAGGAGCUGUUUGGCCAAACUUUCCUCCAGAAACCAGAGCUGAGUAUGUGCCAGAUCAUCCAUGGUGCAGAAGAAUCCGGUAAGCCUAAUGGCCAAACGGUGGGCAGCGGGGACCCGGGCCCCGAGGGACCUCAUGGGACGGUGCAGCCCGCCAAACCCUACGCCUGCCGGGAGUGCGGGAAGGCCUUCAGCCAGAGCUCGCACCUGCUCAGGCACCUGGUGAUCCAUACCGGGGAGAAGCCCUACGAGUGCUGCGAGUGCGGCAAGGCCUUCAGCCAGAGCUCGCACCUGCUCAGGCACCAGGUCAUCCAUACCGGGGAGAAGCCCUACGAGUGCCGGGAGUGUGGCAAGGCCUUCCGCCAGAGCUCAGCGCUCACACAGCAUCAGAAGACCCACACUGGGAAGAGACCCUACGAGUGCAGGGAGUGCGGGAAGGAUUUCAGCCGGAGCUCCAGCCUCAGGAAGCAUGAGAGGAUUCACACCGGGGAGAAGCCCUAUCAGUGUAAGGAGUGCGGCAAGUCCUUCAACCAGAGCUCAGGCCUGAGUCAGCACCGGAAGAUCCACACCCUGAAGAAGCCGCACGAGUGCGAGCUAUGUGGCAAGGCCUUCUGCCACAGGUCCCACCUCAUCCGCCACCAGCGCAUCCACAGUGGCAAGAAGCCCUACACAUGCGAGGAGUGCGGCAAGGCCUUCAGCCAGAGUUCCAACCUACUGGAGCACCGCAAGACGCACACGGGCGAGAAGCCCUACAAGUGCCACAAGUGUGGCAAGGCCUUCAGCCAGAGCUCGUCUCUCAUUGAGCACCAGCGCACCCACACCGGGGAGAAGCCCUACGAGUGCGGCCAGUGCGGCAAGGCCUUCUGCCACAGCUCGGCGCUCAUCCAGCACCAGCGCAUCCACACAGGCAGGAAGCCCUACGCCUGCAACGAGUGCGGCAAGGCCUUCCGGCACCGGUCGGCACUCAUCGAGCACUAUAAGACCCAUACACGGGAGAAGCCCUACGAGUGCAACCGCUGUGGCAAGGCCUUCAGGGGUAGCUCCCACCUCAUCCGGCACCAGAAGACCCACACGGCAGAGAAGCGUUAGCAAGAGGCACAGGCUCCUGCUCCACCUCCAGAGACACUCACCUGAGCUCCUGCACCCCACCCCGGCCACCCGCCCCCGACGGCCUGCCUGGCAGGUGAAGCGCGGGGUGGGGGGACCGGGAUGGGAAGGCAUCGGGCUGGGAUGCCGGGGUUGGCUCCUGCUCACCUGGGACCCAGUGGGGUUCUGUAGGGUUUGCCCUCUAGUCACUUUUUCCAGAGUCCAGAAGAAGAAUCAACCUCAGAGGGAGAAAGUGGAGUUAAACCCAUGAAAAUGGCAGAUGAGCUCUUCGACAUCAGGCACUUUUAGAAGCAGCAGCCAUGCUCACCGUCCAACUCAGCGAUAGGAGAAGGAGCCCAGAACAGAGGCAUCCACAGCCCUCCUGGGGCAGUGGUGGGGGAGGGGGAGCACAGGUGACAGCAGAGGGAGGGUCUGGAAGGACUGGUUUGGGGGUGAGGGUGAGGCCCUAUGUGCUCUCUCAGUUCUCCAUGUGGGUUGGAGAGAGGGCAGCCCUGGCUGAGAGGGCUCUUCCAGAAGGUGGAAGCCGAGGACAGUUGACCCUGGCCCUAACUCAGCCAGGGCACCAGGCUGUCUGCCGUCCAGGAAUAACCUCCCUGCCAGACCGAAGGCCCGACCACAGCGUGCCUUGGACAUCAGUGAGUGGCUCUGGUCUGGCACUCUGCAGCGCCAGUGGAUGUUUCAGUCAGAAGGUCUGGGUCCAGGAUCCAGUUCUGGCUCCUCCUGCCUUUGUGACCCCGAAGAAGCCUGAGGCUCCAUGGGAUGGGGAUGAUGGGAUCUGGCCAUGUUCCUCUAAGAGUCGGUGCCAGGCUUCCAUUCAGAAUGGGACCAUGCAUGAGAGUGCUUUGGCAAACGGUGAUCAAGGAUGGAGAACAAGAGUGACCCGCUUCACCCGUAGGGGAGAUGCAUCCCUGUCUGGGACUUCUCCCUAAGCCAGGCUUUUCUUCAAGCCCAGCUCACGCCCUGGGCUGCAGCAUCCCAUGAACCAUCCUGUCCCAGACACUACAGGAGCCUCCUUGCAGCAGCUGUGUGUCUGCGUCCUGCACGUCUCUCCAUCCUCCCCACCGGGGGUUGUUUAAUGAGACCAGCUUGGCUGGACAUCCCCAGAGGUGGCGCUCCCCAGGUGAUUGGAAGGCUGCAUUGUGUAGCAGGCUGUGGGCCCCGCCCUGGCUUCCAUCAGGCCCCAGCAUCUCCCAAAUGGCAGGCCUGCUCGCCCUGACAGAGGACAGUUUGAGGGUGGCCAUCCUGUCUCAGUCCCCUGACCCCUGCCCCAGGAAUGGGCUCAGGAAGUAACAUGUCUGGCCAGUUGGUAUGUGUUUUUCCUGGGCCUUGGUGUGUCCAUGAGGGUCUUUAGUACUGCUCCCCCGGGCUCAUCAGAGCUAGUGCAGAGGGGAGGUAGUCUGAGCUACUUGGAAGUUUUUCGGAAGCCUGUAGCUGAAAUCCGACAAGCCCAUCAUGGUAAGCUAGUUCUUUCAACUAGUCAGAAGGUCAGCUUGGCAGCUGUGUAUGGUUUAGAGGUAUUAAAACGGCAAAGCCAAAGUUGUACUUCGUAAGUAGGGCUUGGUAGGCCAAAGAUUUUAAAAGGACAGGUCUGUGGGGCUGGGGGGCACUGUUACCUUUGUCCAGCUCCUCUCUGCCGUGUGAGUGUGUGGAGCGUUUAGCCAGCACUGGGGUUCCCCAGAGCCUCUGCAUGAGCAGGUGGGCUGGCCUGACGGGGUGGCACCCGGGCACUGUCUGCAGGUAGCCUGCACAGAGGGUCUCCAGUCAUUCACUAGGAGUGAAGAGAGAAUGCUGACCACCUGUUGGGGCAGGCGGGUCAGCACCCCCCAGAAAUCUACCUCCUCACCUGCCUCAUUCCCCCCAUUUGACCUCAGGCUUGGCCAGGCCUGGCCUUCUUACCUUUGAUGUCCACUCCCACUCUGCACUCCCAGCCACAUUGUUCGAAAGCAUCACUUUGCACAUGUCACCACUCUCCUUAAAGCCAACCUUCAGGGUCUCUUCUGCACAUAAACCCCUGUUUCAGCCGAUUGGUUUGUUACACCCCCCCCACACCCCUGCCACUUCCUCCCAGAUACUCUCUCCACCCCUCCCAAUUCUCUCAGCUCAUUUUAGCCAUCCUCACAUUUUUUGAACAUGCACUUUCUCCUCCUCCCCCAUCUCCUUUUCCCUUUGACAAUUUUUGAAACAUGGGGCUUGAGACCCCCCUUCCUGAAGGGUUUGACAUUCUCACAAAACCGUGGUAAGACAAGGCAGUUCUUUGUUUUUUGGAAGCUCGAGCAGAACCCAGUUCCUUCUGUUCAAAUUCUUUCACAGUUUUCUUGUCUUUUUAAAUCAUUUCAUUUAUUUAGGAUCUCAAACAGUGUAAUGUUAUAAGAGGUCAUACUGAUAUGUGGAAAUUCCCGGGCCAGGAAUCGAACCUGUGCCACAGCAGUGAGCCAAGCCGCUGCAGUGACAUCACCGGAUACAUAACCCGCUGUGCCACAAGAGAACUCCUAAUCGUCCUUUAAUUCAGUUGUUUGUUUUUAUUGUCUUACAUUUUUUUCUUUCUUUUAGUAGAUGUUGUUGAAUGUUGUAGAGCUCCAAUUCUUGAUUCUGUUUACUAAUUGAAUUGUUCUGUGAAAGUACAUGUAUUCUGCUCUUUUCUUUUUUUUUGACUUAGUACUUUACAUUUCUAAGAUUAUUUAGAUAUAGUUAAUCAUUUUUAAUAUUUCUAGUAAAUGUCAGUACUUUGGCCUAUGAUUUUUUCCUUAUACUUAGAGCUUUCUCUGCAUUCCAUAAUGUUGACAUGUGGUAUUUUUUGCUAGUAGGACUUUCCCUUUGGCCCAAGUAUUAUUAUUAUUAUUAUUAUCAUUAUAUUAUUAUUUUUUAAUAUUUCCCAGUGAUGACUGGUCAUUGCUAUUGCUUCUUACUGUACGUAUUGUGUUAACAUUUCUAAGUGUUUCUAGAACUCCUCUGGGCCUGAAUAUAUUACCCAUUUUUAUAAAUCAUUUAUGUACGUUAAAGAAAUGUGUCUUCACUCCAUCAGUUCUAUUUGCUAAAUUAAUUUUUAAAUUAUUUUAUUCAAAUCCAUUCUUUCUUUAACUUCGGUUUACUUCAGAUUUCUUAACCUGGGGCCUAGGGACUGCCUAGCAGUUUUAGAGGUUUUAGGGGUUUUAGAGGUCAUGGACCCCUGGGGACUGAACAAAGCUGUGUGGAUAUGUGCCUGAAUGAAUGAUUCUGGGACGGGGGGGAGGGGUCAGUAGCACUCACCACAUUUUGGAAGAGCUCUGUAACCCCAAAAUAGUUAAGAACUUUCAUUUACCUGGUCAAAUUAUAGGCUGAUUUUGUGUGAUUUUUCUUUAUGUAUUUCUAGUUUGCUUUAGUUUCUGUUUCUAUUUUAUGUAUGUUGUUGCUUUGUUAGUUGUGACGUUAUCUUAAGAAAUAGGCAGGGUAUAAAUUAUCAAGAAAUUACCAUGUUUGGGGCAUAUAUAUUUAACAGUGAUAUAUCGAGAAACUGUGCCUUUUAGUGCCCUUUUUGAAUGCUUCUAGCUUCAACUUCUCCUUUCCAAAUAUCAAAAGCCCCUUGCUUUUUUUGAGUUUGCAUUUGCAUGAGAGUUUAUUUAGCUUGGCAUUUUAUUUUUUAAAUUUGUGUAUAUAUUUUGCUAUAUAACUUAUAAACAGCAAAUUGUUGGA